AUGGCUCGGAUCGAUGGUGUUGCCGGCCAAAGAUUUGGCAUUAGCAGAGCAAGAACAGUACGCGCUACUGGUGAGCUUAUUGAAAAGGAUGCAAUGUUGCUCCUAAGGAGGAACCAGACGGUAAGACUUGUUGGAUCUGAGGCACUGCCAAAAUCCGAAAGGAUUUCUCGUUUUGAUGUGAAGAUCAAACACAAAGUGGGUGAAGAGCAAGAGAAGCCAGGGAAAGUCCAAGAGAAAGCAGAGAAUAUCCAAGAUAAUACAAGUGGGGUUCAAGAAAGUUCCAAGGAAACAUUAGGCAAAACAGGCAAAUUGUUAGAGGCAACGGAGCCAAACCUCGACAAAGAAGAGAAGAUUCAAGAAAAGGAAGAGCAAAACCUUGAAAAAGUGGAAAAUGUUCAAGAGAAUGAAGGCAAAAUCCAAUGCACGGCAGAGAAAAUCCAGGAAAGUCAAGGAGGAACCCGAGACAAAGUAGAAAAGUUCAUUUAA
Miscanthus lutarioriparius is the source of this 486-nucleotide messenger RNA. The record is from the annotation of a GenBank genome assembly. NCBI's taxonomy places the organism in Eukaryota, Viridiplantae, Streptophyta, Magnoliopsida, Poales, Poaceae.